Molecule: messenger RNA, 1655 nt
Organism: Humulus lupulus (European hop)
Lineage: Eukaryota; Viridiplantae; Streptophyta; Magnoliopsida; Rosales; Cannabaceae
Exons: 9
Coding region: 1-1536 (511 amino acids)
Biological process (GO): proteolysis
Molecular function (GO): serine-type exopeptidase activity; dipeptidyl-peptidase activity
Source: RefSeq, a predicted model, not a curated record
AUGAAUUUUAAACUACUACUACUACUAGUCUCUUAUGUACUAAUUAUUACUACUACUACUAAUGCCUCUUCUUCUUCUUCCCCAACAAGUAACUUCUACCCCAAACUUCCAAGGCUAAGUCCCAUUAUUGGAAAUAGGUUUUUCCUCCGCCACCUCAACCACCAAAGCAGUCUGGCGGUUUCGAAUAUUCCACCGAAUUACAAAUUGUUUCUUUACAACCAAACAUUGGAUCAUUUCAACUAUCAGCCAGAAAGUUACACUACUUUCCAACAACGGUACUAUGUCAACUCUAAGUACUGGGGUGGCUCUAAUGCUAAUGCUCCAAUAUUUGCUUACCUUGGAGCUGAAUCGCCUAUUGAUGGAGAUAUCCCUUAUAUUGGUUCUCUCGUUGAGAACGCAUCUUCCUUUAAAGCUCUCAUCGUCUUUAUUGAGCACCGAUAUUAUGGAAAGUCAAUUCCAUAUGGAUCAUGGAUGGCAGUAAAGAAAAAUACAAGCAGGUUGGGUUACUUCCACUCAGCUCAAGCCAUAGCUGACUAUGCUGAGAUUCUCCUUUAUAUCAAGAAAACCUAUCAAGCUCCAAAGUCUCCCAUCAUCGUUAUUGGUGGAUCCUACGGUGGAAUGCUAGCUUCAUGGUUUAGAUUGAAGUAUCCUCAUAUAGCCCUUGGAGCUUUGGCAUCAUCAGCUCCAAUUCUUUACUUUGAUGAUAUCACACCACAGACUGCCUACUUCCAAAUCGCCUCAAACAAUUUUAGAGAAGCUAGUGACAGUUGUUACCAAACCAUAAAGCAGUCAUGGUCCGAAAUUGACAGGGUUGCAGCUAUGGCUAAUGGCCUUUCAAUACUUAGCAACAAGUUCAACACUUGCAGUCCUUUACAGCGUUCUUCAGAGCUUUCGUCGUAUUUGAACUUAAUAUACCUUACGGCAUCACAAUACAAUAGUCCACCAACAUACCAAGUGAGCGUAAUAUGUAAUGGAAUUGACGAUAAUAAAAGUGGUGACAUUCUUGACAAGAUAUUCUCAGGCAUUUCUGCUUAUGAUCCUCGGGCUAAUUGCUAUGUUAACAGUCCUAUUCCUCCUGCCGAUGCUGAUACAAAUGAGGCUUGGUCUUGGCAGACAUGCAGUGAUAUGGUGUUUCCAAUAGGUGUGGGCAAUGAUACAAUGUUCCCGGCUACACCAUUUGAUUUAACAUAUCUCAUCAACUAUUGCAAACGGCGUUAUGGGGUUCCACCGCGCCCUGAUUGGGCAACUACCUACUAUGGAGGUCAUAAUAUAAAGCUUGAUCUAUAUAGGUUUGGUAGCAACAUAAUUUUCACCAAUGGCCUCAAAGACCCAUAUAGUGCCGGCGGGGUUUUGGAAGACAUAAACAAAAGCAUUUUCGCACUCAAAACAACCAACGGAUCUCAUUGCUUGGAUCUUGUUCCAGAAAAUACAGCAACUGAUCCAAAUUGGUUAGUCCAGCAAAGACAGACUUCGGCCAGAAUCGUCAAAAAUUGGAUCGAUCAAUACAAUGCCGACCUUAAAACCUUCAAAAUAUAACAUAUAUAUAUUGUUUUAAUAAGUUAAUUAUGAUCUAUAUCAUAAGGAUUACAUGCAUGUAAUGUUGAAACUUGUAAUCAUCUCCAAGUUUUUAAUGAAACAAUAGAGUUUACAAAUCU